CACGGGUCAAAGUUAAAAGCGUAGAAAACAGAAACAGCAUGGAGACGGAUCGCAUACUUAGUGGAUCCACCGCAAAAAACACCAAAAAAGGUGGGAGAAGCAGCAAAACACUGACUGAAGAAGAAGCAGCUAGAAGGGCAGAGGUGUUGAAGGAGAGCUUGAGGGAGAGGGUGGAGUUGGAUAGAAGAGCCCUGAAGGUGGUGGAGCGUCUCUUGGAGGACAGAGUGACUGAAGACUUCCUGGUUGACUGUGCAAGGUUCAUUUUUCCUGCUAAUUACCAAGAUGCUGUGGAGGAGAGGUCCAUCGCUAAACUUUGUGGCUAUCCCAUAUGUCCAAAAAAACUGGACAAGAUCCCAACUCAACAGUUUAAAAUUUCUACCAAGUCAAAUAAGGUUUACAACAUCACAGAGCGCAAGCUUUUUUGCAGUAACUUCUGCUACAAAGCAUCCAAAGAGUUUGAGCUACAAAUAUCAACAACACCUCUUUGGCUCAGGCAUCACGAGAGUCCUUCAGAAAUUAAAUUGAUGAAGAAAGGAGAUUGUGGGAGUUCUGGUGAGGAGGUGUUGCUGUCACAGAAGCGUCUUCAAGAGGAGGACGUCGAGGACCCGCUGGCUGCUCGACCCGAGGACCCUCACUGCUCUCAGCAGCAUCGAGAUGCAGCCAGCCGAAAUCACAGUGACAAUAGCGACAUUGAGCAGGAGCAGGACUUUGUCUCCAGCGUUGUCUCGAAGCGGCAGGGACCCAGGGUGCAUUGGGGUGACCUGCCCAAACGUUAUGAUGAAGGUGUAAAAGGAGAAGGAGGGAGAAUGGAGAGGCAAAGGAAACAGAGGAGGGAGGGGGUUGAAGAGGAAACAAAAGAUGAACGCAAAAAGCAGUCUCUUUCAUGUAAAACAGAAUUUGACCCUGAAAACCCAAAACCUCAGCUCUCAUUAAACAUAGACAAACCUAAUGAGGAGAAGGUGACAGAGGAGGAAGGAUGGCAUGAAGAACCUAAUGUGAAGGAGGCUACAAUUCAGCUGAAUUUGUGCAGUUUAUCUGAGACAAUCACUCCCACUGCUCCCCCGCCUGACGACUCAACAGCCAAACAAUCAGAAAAAUCACAUCCUCUCGACUCUGCAGCCAUUAAAGAGUCAACCCAGACAACAGAGAGCAAACAUUCCCCUUCAUCUACUCUGAACAGCCAAAGCACUGUCCUGACAGAACAACCGGGCCUCAACAUCACCCAGGUUGGUAUGAGUAAAAGAGGGGCAGCGGGGCUACAAGACCUCCUCAAGAACCACACAGCUGGAGCCAGAGCUGAAUCCAUCCGCCUGAAUCUCCUCAAGUGCCUGAGGAGGACUUUACAGGAGUGGAGCACUGACGACACUCUGAAGUUCCUGUACGGCGCUGAUCAUUCUCUGGGCGCUCCUUUCGCUGAUGUUAAAGAGAAAGAAGAGGUGCAAGAGGACGAGGAGCUGGAUGAAGACGAUCUUGAGGUGACAAAUGAGGCUACAGGAGAGGUUGAUGCCUGGGUGCAGGAGAGACCGUCUGCUGCAGCUCCAGACUACGAGGCGCUGAGGAAGGAGACUCAGCAGCUGGAGCUGAGUGUGAGGGAGUUUUAUAAAGGGACCUGGAUCCUGCCUGAGGAGGGAAAGGAGUCAAGCAGCGACAAGGUUUCAGUCGAGGAGCAGAGCCGGAAGGACCCCGCUCUGCCACUUGUGGACUCUCAGGCUCAGCAGCUCAUCCAGAAACGUAUCACGGUGGAGAAACUCAACAGCUGUCUCAGAAACAUUGUCGGUCCGCUGUGUCUCACCAUGAGUGACGUCUCCACUGACCUGAACAACCUGGUCAGAACAUUUAGGUUCACCAACACAAACAUCAUCCACAAGACUCCAGAGUGGACCCUCCUCGCUGUUGUGCUUCUCCAUUUGUUGUCUGAGGUUUCUCCAGUGGUGCUUGAGGCUUUGAAGAAGCCGGAGUCCGACGACUAUCUGAACACACUGAUGGAGGAACAAGGCCUACACGAGCAGGACCUCCUGAACUUAGUCCGGAUGUAUAAAACCUCGGCACACUAACACACGCACACAGCCAGAUAUGUAAAUCCAGUACACACUCAGUAUCUAAGACUGAUUUAAAUAAAAAUGUGGGUAUGUUUGUUUUCCCCAAAUAACAUUUGUUGUAAUAAAUUUGAAAACUAAA
Labrus mixtus (cuckoo wrasse) is the source of this 2178-nucleotide messenger RNA. It is a transcript of the gene rpap2, whose product is annotated as RNA polymerase II associated protein 2. NCBI's taxonomy places the organism in Eukaryota, Metazoa, Chordata, Actinopteri, Labriformes, Labridae. The record is from RefSeq and is a predicted model, not a curated record. The transcript has 12 exons. Gene Ontology annotation, cellular component: nucleus; cytoplasm. Bases 39 to 2054 code for a protein of 671 amino acids. Gene Ontology annotation, molecular function: RNA polymerase core enzyme binding; RNA polymerase II CTD heptapeptide repeat phosphatase activity.